Physeter macrocephalus (sperm whale) is the source of this 8288-nucleotide messenger RNA. It is a transcript of the gene SPG11, whose product is annotated as SPG11 vesicle trafficking associated, spatacsin. Gene Ontology annotation, cellular component: synapse; axon; dendrite. Bases 22 to 7359 code for a protein of 2445 amino acids. Gene Ontology annotation, biological process: chemical synaptic transmission; axo-dendritic transport; synaptic vesicle transport. The record is from RefSeq and is a predicted model, not a curated record. Lineage: Eukaryota; Metazoa; Chordata; Mammalia; Artiodactyla; Physeteridae. The transcript is spliced from 40 exons.
GGAAGGACCGGUGCGAGCGGGAUGGCUGCAGACAAGGGGGCUGGAAGCGCUGAAGCCGUGGAGCGGGUUCUACCCGUGUUGUUGGUGCCGGUCCCCGCCGAGGCAACAGGGCGGCUGGGAUCCCGGGCGCAGUUGCACAGGGAGCAGGAGGUUCUGGGGAGCCUGACGGCUGCAGGCAACCUUCACGUGCUUCCCUUGGCGCCCGGCGGCCGGGGCGGGGGCGGCUGCCUCCUGGAAGGCCCUUUUCGGCAGUUUGUAUGGGAGGACUCUCAUAACAGUGGGACACCAACAGACAAGCCCAGACUGCUUGCUCUUAGUGAAAAUAAUGAACUGCUCAUAUGUGAAUUUAAUUUGAAAGAUGGAAGUUGUGAUGCAACCAUUUCAUAUAGCUAUACUGAGGAGACAUUGCAAAAGCUCGUUGAAGAUCAAAUUAUCAGUAUUUCCUUAUUAUCUUUGAGAAUUCUGUCAUUUCACAGUAACACAUCAUUAUUGUUCAUCAAUGAAUAUAUCAUCCUGCACAUUAUAUUUCCUGAAAGAGAUGCUGAGAUUAGGGUACUCAACUGUUUCACGUUAUCCUUGCCUGCACAGGCAGUGGACAGGAUUAUUGACACACAGCUCUGCAGAGGAAUUCUUUUUGUUUUGAGUCGUUUAGGCUGGAUCUACAUUUUUGACACUGUGGAUGGUAGACAUGUAGCUCAUGUGGAUUUGGCACUUCCUCAAGAAGAUAUGUAUAACGAGCAGCAACAAGAGCCAGCCAAGAGUUCUUCCUUUACUUCACUGAAAGUGUCUCAAGACCUAGAUGUUGUAGUGAUUGUCAGCUCCUCCAACACUGCAAUUGCUCUUAACUUAAAUUUGUAUUUCAGGCAAUACCCAGGACACCUACUAUGUGAAAGAACACUAGAAGACAUUCCUAUUGAAGGCCCUAAGGGGAUAGAUGAAGAUGAUCCUGUUAAUUCUGACUACAACAUGAAACUGACCAAGUUUUCCUUCCAAGUUGAUCGGUCUUGGAAAGCCCAGCUGUCAUCACUGAAUGAAACAAUAAAGAACUCCAAGCUGGAAGGUACCUGUUGUGCUCCGUGGUUCCAGGAUAUUUUGCAUUUGGAGCCCCCUGAAUCUGGUAACCACAGUACCAGUGUGCGAAACUGGGCCUUCACUCCACAGGAUGUAAUGUGCAGCCAGUAUAGUUUUUCACAGAAAGGUCCUGCCAAGACCAGUGAUUCAGGAAGAUCAUGGAAAAGAAUACACAUCAGUGAACAGGAGGAACCCCUUGAGCUUACAUGUAUGUCUGUGACAGGCUUCACCGCGCUGUUUACUUGGGCAGUUGAAAGGACAGGCUGUACCAUUGUCCUGUGGGAUUUGGAGACCCAGAGCAUGCAGUGUUUUUCGCUGGGCAAGAAGUGUAUUCCUGUAGACAGUGGUGGAGACCAGCUGUGCCUUGUUUUGACAGAAGAUGGACUCUCUCUGAUUUUGUUUGGUUUGACUCAAGAGGAAUUUUUAAAUAGGCUAAUGAUCCAUGGAAGUGCCAGCACUGUGGACUCUCUUUGCCAUCUCAAUGGUUGGGGGAGGUGCUCCAUCCCCAUACAUGCGCUAGAGGCAGGAAUAGAAAAUCGUCAGCUGGACACAGUAGAUUUCUUUUUGAAGAGCAAGGAAAAUCUUUUGAGUCCAUCCUCAAACUCUUCUGUACCUGAUCAGUUUGAUCACUUUCCAUCCCAUUUAUAUUUAAAACAUGUGGAAGAGCUGACACCAGCAUUGGAUUUACUUUGCUCAGCAAUUAGAGAAAAUGAUUCUGAAACCCAGAGCAAACACUUUUCGGAACAAUUGCUUAAUCUUACACUGUCUUUCCUUAACAAACAAAUAAAGGAACUUUUUAUUCACAAUGAAGAGCUAGAUGAACAUCUACAGAAAGGAGUGAACAUUUUGACCAGCUACAUUAAUGAACUUCGAACCUUCAUGAUAAAGUUUCCUUGGAAGCUAACAGAUGCUGUAGAUGAAUAUGAUGUAAAUGAAAAUGUCCCCAAAGUAAAGGAGAGCAAUAUAUGGGAGAAGCUCAGCGUUGAGGAAGUUAUUGCCAAUGCCAUUUUAAACAACAAAAUACCAGAGGCACAAACUUUCUUCAGGAUUAACAGUCAUUCUGCUCAAAGACUCGAGGAAUUGAUUAGAAUAGGCCUAGAUUUGGUCUUUGACAAUUUGAAAAAGAAUAAUAUAAAGGAAGCCUCUGAGCUUUUGAAGAAUAUGGGCUUUAAUGUAAAAGACCAGUUGCUCAAGAUAUGCUUCUAUACAACUGAUAAAAACAUACGGGACUUUUUGGUUGAAAUUUUAAAAGAAAAAAAUUAUUUUUCUGAAAAAGAAAAGAGAACUAUAGACUUCGUGCAUCAAGUUGAGAAGUUUUAUUCAGGACAUUUCCAAGAAAAUAUGCAGAUCCAGUCUUUUUCCAGGUAUUCGAUAAAGGAACAAGAUUUUUUCAAGCACAAGUCUGUUUUGGACUCAUUCCUGAAAUAUGAUCAUAAAGAUACAGAUAAACUUAACAAGCAAGAUCACAGAAUUGUGUUAACUUGGGCUCAGUGGUGGAAUCAACUGACACAAGAAUCCAUCCUUCUCCCCAGGAUAAGUCCAGAAGAAUACAAAUCUUAUUCUCCCGAAGCCCUCUGGAGAUACCUCACAGCUCGCCAUGAUUGGUUCAGCAUUAUCUUGUGGAUUGGAGAAUUUCAGACCCGGAAUAGUUAUGCCUCACUUCAGCAGAACAAAUGGCCCCCUCUGACUGUUGAUGUUGUUGAUCAGAAUACUUGCUGCAACAACUACAUGAGAAAUGAAAUUUUAGAUACUCUGGCCAGGAAUGGAAUUUUUCUUACAUCUGAAUUAGAAGACUUUGAACUCUUUCUCAAAAGACUGAACCGUAUUGGGGGCGUGAUGCAAGAUACCCUCCCUGUUCAAAACUAUAGGUCCAAAGAUGGUUGGGAUUUCCAUUGUCACUUCAUUCUCUAUUGUUUGGAACACAGUCUGCAGUAUCUUCUUUAUGUCUUUCUUGACUACUACAAACUUAAUCCUCCAAAUUGUCCCUUUUUGGACAAAAAAGAAUUACAUGAAGCUCACCCUUGGUUUGAAUUUUUAGUUCAGUGUCGACAAGUUUCCAGUAAUUUAACAGAUCCCAAACUGAUCUUCCAGGCUAGCCUUGCAAAUGCUCAGAUACUGAUUCCCAGCAACCAGGCCAGUGUAAGCAGUAUGCUAUUGGAAGGACAUACCCUCCUGGCCCUUGCUACCACAAUGUAUGCCCCUGGGGGCGUCAGCCAGGUUGUUCAGAAUGAAGAAAAUGAGAACUGUGUGAAGAAAGUAGAUCCCCAGCUACUGAAGAUGGCAUUAACUCCUUACCCCAAGCUUAAAACUGCUCUCUUCCCACAGUACACUGCCCCUAGUGUCCUGCCACCAGAUAUUACACUCUACCACCUGAUUCAGUCAUUAUUGCCCUUUGAUCCUAGCAGAUUGUUUGGCUGGCAGUCUGCCAACACACUGACUAUAGGAGAUGCAGCGAGUCAGCUCCCACAUUUCUCUAGCCCUGACCUGGUUAAUAAAUAUGCUAUAGUGGAACGUCUGAAUUUUGCUUAUUAUUUACAUCAUGGACGACCAUCGUUUGCGUUUGGUACUUUUCUGGUUCAGGAAUUAACCAAGAGCAAGACCCCCAAGCAGCUGAUCCAGCAAGUAGGCAAUGAAGCCUAUGUUUUAGGGCUCUCCUCCUUCCACAUACCUUCAAUAGGAGCUGCCUGUGUUUGUUUCUUAGAACUGCUUGGCCUCGACAGCCUCAAGCUCAGAGUUGAUAUGAAAGUGGCCAAUAUAAUUUUGAGCUACACGCGUAGAAAUGAAGAUGCUCAGUACAACUUUAUCAGAGAGUCUCUAGCUGAAAAACUAUCUAAACUGGCUGUGGGUGAAAAGUCAACUAUAGAAGAAUUGCUUGUUCUCUUAGAAGAAGGUAUAUGGGACAGCAUUCAGCAGCAGGAAAUAAAGAGGUUAUCCAGUGAAUCCAGCAGCCAGUGGGCAUUAGUGGUACAAUUCUGCAGGCUCCACAAUCUGAAACUGAGCACAUCUUACCUUAGAGAAUGUGCCAAAGCAAAUGAUUGGUUACAGUUUAUUAUUCACAGCCAACUCCAUAAUUACCACCCAGAGGAGGUGAAAUCUCUUCUCCAGUAUUUCAGCCCUGUUCUUCAAGACCACUUAAGACUGGCUUUUGAGAACUUACCUUCGGUGUCCAAGUCUAGGAUGGACAGUGAUCAAGUCUGCAACAAGUCCCCACAGGAACUCCAAAGAAACAAAUUAGAGAUGACUGAUUUCUUUGAAAUUCUGCUUCAGUGCUCAGAGGUGCCAAACUCCUGGUGCUGGCUCCUGGCAGAAGCAGUGAAACAACAGGCCCCAAUCCUUAGUGUCCUGGCCUCAUGUGUCCAGGACGCCAGUGCUAUUCCUUGCCUCUGUGUUUGGAUCAUCACUUCUGUGGAGCACAGUGUUGCAGCGGAAGCAAUGGGACACAUUCAGGACUCAAUGGAGGGCCAUAUCUGGGACCUUGAGGACCUCUCAGUCAUCUGGAGGACGUUAUUAACACGGCAGAAGAGCAAAACUCUCAUCAGAGGUUUCCAGCUUUUCUUUAAGGAGUCCCCAUUACUAUUCAUGAUGGAGAUGUAUGAACUGUGUAUGUUCUUCAAGAAUUAUGAGGAAGCCGAAGCUAAACUUCUGGAGUUCCAGAAGAGCCUUGAAACUCUUGAAACGGCAGCCACAAGGGUCCAUGCUGUCAUUCCUGCCCCAUGGCUGAAGGAGCAUGUGUGUUUUCUUUUGAAGCUUAUGCUGCAGCAGUGUAGGACCCAGUAUGAGCUGGGGAAGCUUUUACAGCUGUUUGUUGGAAUAGAGCAUCUCUUCUCUGAUGGUAAGACAAUACUUACAGGUCCAGAUGUGAAGAAGCUGUGUGUCCUUAGCCAAAUUUUGAAGGAUACGUCCAUAGCCAUUAAUCGUGUAAUUAUUACCAGCUACAGCCUUGAGAAUUUUCAGCAUGAAUGUAGAUCAAUUUUAGAAAAACUGGAGACAGAAGGAUACUUUGCUUUGGCCAGGAGGGUAGCAGAACUAGCUGAGCUACCUGUGGACAACUUGGUUAUUGAAGAGAUAACACAGGAAAUGCAGACCUUAAAACACAUUGACCAGUGGUCCCUGAAACAAGCAAGAAUUGACUUCUGGAAAAAAUGUCAUGAGGAUUUUAAGAAAAAUUCCAUUUCAAGCAAAGCAGCUUCUUCGUUUUUCUCAGCCCAGGCUCUUACGGCAUGUGAGUGCCCAGCUGAAGAGGGACCAAGCAGCACUGAGGAGCGCCAUCUGCUGCUCACUCUGGCAGGACACUGGCUUGCCCAGGAAGACCUGGUGCCUUUGGAGGAGCUGGAGGAGCUAGAGAAGCAGACCUGGCUCUGCCGCAUCACCCAGCACACCCUCAGGGGAAACCAGGAGGAAAUAGACCCCAGAUGUUCUCAACAGAUUUCAACUAGUGGUGAACUUUCCUUUGAAAGCUUAGCCAGUGAAUUUUCAUUCUCUAAGUUGGCUGCUCUGAACACAUCAAAAUACUUAGAAUUUAAUGGCCUUCCAUCCAAAGACUCUUGUGAGAACAAACUGAAUUGGAAGGAGCAGGAGUCCCUAAACUUUUUGAUUGGGCGCCUAUUGGAUGAUGGCUGUGUGCAUGAAGCAAGUAGAGUAUGCCGAUAUUUUCAUUUCUAUAACCAAGAUGUUGCCUUGGUGUUGCAUUGCAGAGCACUAGCUUCAGGGGAAGCUAGUGUGGAUGACCUGCACCCGGAGAUCCAUGCUCUCUUACAAAGUGCUGAGCUGCUUGAGGAAGAAGAAGAACCUGGCAUUCCUCUAAGGAAAGUCCAAAGCACUUCAAGUUUGGAUAGUCAGUCAUUUGUGAUGCUGCCCCCCAGUGAUGAAGUGGUGACUACUCUGGAAACUCUGACAAGCAAAUGCCUCCAUGGGAAGAAUUAUUGCCGGCAGGUCCUCUGUCUCUAUGCACUUGCCAAGGAGUUGGGCUGUUCCUACACAGAUGUCGCUGCCCAGGAUGGUGAGGCCAUUCUCCGGGUAAUCUUGGCCUCUCAGCAGCCUGACCGAUGCAAGCGAGCUCAAGCCUUCAUCAGCACCCAGGGCCUUGAGCCAGACACAGUGGCUGAACUUGUGGCUGAAGAGGUGACCCGGGAGCUGCUGACCCCAUCAGAGGGAACAGGAGGACAUAAGCAGACGUUCACCCCAACAGAGGAAAGCCAGACGUUUCUUCAGCUGACUGCUGUGUGUCAGGACCGCACGUUGGUAGGCAUGAAGUUGUUGGAUAAGAUUUCCUCCAUUCCCCAUGGGGAGUUGUCUUGCACCACAGAGCUGCUGAUCCUGGCUCAUCACUGCUUCACACUGACAUGCCACAUGGAGGGCAUCAUCCGAGUCCUGCAGGCCGCCCGGCUGCUCACAGACAACCACUUGGCCCCCAGUGAGGAGUAUGGACUGGUGGUGCGUCUCCUCACUGGCAUUGGUAGGUACAAUGAGAUGACAUACAUAUUUGAUUUGCUGCAUAAAAAACACUACUUUGAAGUGCUGAUGAGGAAGAAGUUGGACCCGAGUGGUACCCUGAAGACGGCCCUACUGGACUACAUCAAACGCUGCCGCCCUGGGGACAGUGAGAAGCACAACAUGAUUGCCCUGUGUUUCAGCAUGUGCCGGGAGAUUGGGGAGAACCAUGAGGCAGCUGCCUGCAUCCAACUGAAAUUGAUUGAGUCUCAGCCCUGGGAGGACAGCCUCAAGGAUGGGCACCAACUGAAGCAGCUGCUGCUGAAGGCCCUGACUCUGAUGCUGGAUGCAGCAGAGAGUUAUGCCAAGGACUCCUGCGUGCGACAGGCCCUGCACUGUCACCGGCUCACCAAGUUGAUAACACUGCAGAUUCACUUUCUGAACACCGGCCAGAACACAAUGCUCAUCAACCUGGGCCGCCACAGGCUGAUGGACUGUAUCAUGGCCCUACCUCGGUUCUACCAGGCUUCUAUUGUGGCUGAGGCCUAUGACUUUGUUCCUGAUUGGGCUGAAAUUCUAUACCAACAAGUGAUUCUUAAAGGAGACUUUAAUUACUUGGAAGAAUUUAAGCAGCAAAGGUUAUUAAGAUCCAGUAUAUUUGAAGAAAUUUCAAUAAAAUGUAAACAUCAUCAGCCUACUGACUUAGUUGUGAAAAACCUGAAGAAGUUACUCACAUAUUGUGAAGAUGUCUACCUGUAUUACAAGCUGGCAUACGAACACAAAUUUUAUGACGUUGUAAAUGUGCUUCUGAAGGACCCUCAGACAGGUUGCUGUCUAAAGGACAUGCUAGCGGGUUAGCUGGAUUCAGAUGACAUGAGGAUGGUUACUGCCAAGAAUUCAUACGUGCCUGUUUUCUUAUACUGAAAUGAGGUACUGACAGAUGUUUGUGAUCAGAGAAAUGCCAUGGGGAUCUUUGAUGUCUGAUUGUAAAACCUCAGGACUGACCAUACCAGUCCUUUGUGAAUAGUGGGUGAAGAAGGAGAAUUUUCACAAGGAAAUUCCUAUUUGAAAAUAAUUAUUCAUCUAUACCAUUUUAUAUAGAUAUUGGUAUUAAGAUCAAAAGCUCCAUCUUCCUCAGGAUAGCUUCUACUUUAGGACAUGAUACAAUAUUUAGUAAAGAAUACCUGUGCCUGCAGAUUCCAGUUUCAAAGGAAUUUAAUAUUAUUUACACAGUUAAGGAACAGAUGAUACAUUUCCAUUUAUUAGAAACUGAUCUCUAUAAUAAAAUAGAUUUUAAAUUCAGUGUAUGUCAUUAUUACUGCUAAGGAAAUCUUAGCCCUUGUCUGCCUUAAAACAAUCUUUAUUGGUUAAAACAAUCUUUAUUGGCUGUAAUUAUUGCUGUGUAGUCACUGCUUUCUGUUAAUUCCUCAAAUCAUUUAGGUGGUCCUGUCUUCCACUUAGUGGUCUACAGAGCUUUGAUUGAGGAUCCUACUUCCUUUGUAAGAGAAAUUUAAAAUAUUUUUUGCUCUGUCCCUACUUUUGAUUCUGUGGCAGUUUCAAAAAAAGACUCCACAGAUUUGGUUAAAUUGCUUAAAAGAAAAUAUAUAAUAGAGACGAUCACCCUAUCUCUGCUUACAGCCACAACCUGAGUUACACGUUCAAUUACUCCAAAUAAAUAGUUCUUCUAGGUACUUAAUUAGGCCUUAGUAUCUAAACAACCAAACAAUUUCCCCAAAUAAAUAAGAGGAAGGCAGCUCUAUGCCUUUGUUGCUGUAGGGUGACACUAU